Molecule: messenger RNA, 721 nt
Organism: Condylura cristata (star-nosed mole)
Lineage: Eukaryota; Metazoa; Chordata; Mammalia; Eulipotyphla; Talpidae
Gene: BCL7C
Product: B-cell CLL/lymphoma 7C
Exons: 6
Source: RefSeq, a predicted model, not a curated record
GCGGGCCGGACCGUGCGGGCCGAGACCCGGAGCCGGGCCAAGGAUGACAUCAAGAAGGUGAUGGCGACCAUCGAGAAGGUCCGGAGAUGGGAGAAACGCUGGGUGACUGUGGGCGACACUUCCCUUCGCAUCUUCAAGUGGGUGCCAGUGGUGGACCCCCAGGAGGAGGAGCGACGGAGGGCAGGUGGUGGGACAGAGAGAGCCCGAGGCCGGGAGCGGCGGGGCAGGGGUGCCAGCCCCCGAGGGGGUGGCCCUCUCAUCCUGCUUGAUCUCAAUGAUGAGAACAGUAACCAGAGUUUCCAUUCAGAAGGCUCCCUACAAAAGGGCACAGAGCCUAGCCCUGGGGGCACCCCCCAGCCCAGCCGCCCUGUGUCACCUGCCGGACCGCCAGAAGGGGCCCCAGAAGACGCUCAGCCCCCACAGCUGGGCCAGGAGAGAGAUCCCGGAAGCAUCACAGCAGGUGGCACUGAUGAACCCCCAAUGCUGACCAAGGAGGAGCCUGUGCCAGAGUUGCUGGAGGCUGAGGCCCCCGAAGCUUACCCCGUCUUUGAGCCAGUGCCACCUGUCCCUGAGGCAGCGCAGGGUGACACAGCGGACUCGGAGGGCGCCCCCCCACUCAAGCGCAUCUGUCCAAAUGCCCCAGACCCCUGAGAAGCCGACCCGCCUGUCCUAUCGCCCCAGGGACCCCUUUCGCUUUUUACAAAUAAAGGCCCUUUUGUAA